This is a messenger RNA of Lodderomyces jiufengensis, 786 nucleotides long. RefSeq lists its product as uncharacterized. Bases 1 to 786 code for a protein of 261 amino acids. The transcript has a single exon. The record is from RefSeq and is a predicted model, not a curated record. NCBI's taxonomy places the organism in Eukaryota, Fungi, Ascomycota, Pichiomycetes, Serinales, Debaryomycetaceae.
AUGACAACAAGAGCUCCAACUGGAGAAAAACCAUUCUUUUGUCCCAUCCCGGAAUGUGAAAAACAUUUUACAAGAGCAGAUGCAUUAACAAAACAUAGAAAAGCAGCACAUAAUUUACAAACUGUUAAAGAUCAACUACCAUCAUUUAAAGAAAAAUUUCAAAGUGUUGAAGAUAUAACAGAAGAUAAAUUUCGAGAAUUAGUUAGAAAUGAUUAUAAGUUAAAACAGCCAUGGUGGUUUAAUCAAGAGUUUUUACAAGUAGUUAAAGGAGAAAUAGAUUCAAUUGAGAAUUUACCAUUUGAUUUAAAUCAAUAUAAAUUAAGUAAUUUAAGAAUAAAACAAAUAAUACAGGCGAAUGAUGCAAAUAUAAAUCUUGACCCGAACAAUCAAAUCAUAAAUAUAAUUAAAAGACAAAUACAAUAUGAACAUCCAGAUAGAGUAGUAAAUAUAAAUAGUGAUAGAAUAAUAGAAGAUUUAUCAAAAGAAUCAAAUGAAUUAAUUACCAGUUACACCCCAGAAGAAGACAUAAAUGUUGAUAACAAAAACCUAGAUGAAUUGAAGCAAUUACAUAAUACUUUACAAUCACAACUUAAUACAUCAUUAAAAAUAAAUAAAAUAAUAACAAAUAAAUUACAAUCGUCAAUUUUAAAUAAAAGAAAAUUAUGGAUAAAAAAUCAAAUAGUAAUUGACGCAAAUUUAAAAAUUGGUUUACCACCAGAACCAAGCUCAAUACCUCAAAGAGUAAUUCAGGAUAAAUACGAUUCGGAAUUAUUAAAAAAUUUGUGA